CACUUCCUCUAGGCACAGCUCCUCCGACUGAGAAUGGUCAGCUCCAACCUAUCGCUCUCACACCGGAAUGCAAACAAGUGGUGGCACUCCACUGCUCCAAACACAUGGAUUCGGACUGGGAGACACUUGGCUGUUUGCAAAUAAAAAGCCCUGGAUGCCGUGCGAAAUUGAACCAGGAAGCUAUCUUCGUAUUUUCUGAUUAUCGCUUGAUCUACCACUUUGUCGAGGCCUGUGGACAAGACAUCAAGAGUUUGGGAUGCGGUCGUAUAGAGAUUGGUCCUGAGUCACCAAAGGAAGAGCGUGACCACCUAAAGAUUGGUCCCGAGUCACCAAAGGAGGAGCGUGACCACCUAAGUGUGAAAAGUCAGGGCAAAACGAUUCAUUGUCUGCGCACUCAUAUCGAGAAAUUGCGAGAAACUUGUGCGAAGCAAGUGUUACGUGUGGCCGAACUCCAAUCGGACGACUAUCACCUUGAUCUACCACUCUAUUAUGCCUGCCGGGAAGAUCGAGAACGCCUGUGCCCCAGUGUUGAAUCUGGAGGUGGACUAGUUUAUGUCUGUCUGGACAACAACAAGUAUAAUCCACUGAUGUCCAAAGAAUGCCGAUCAAUGAUCACUGAAAGACAACAACUCCGUGCUUUGGAUUAUUUUGUUGAUUUCCGUCUCGCCAAAGCCUGUGCUGCUGAUCUAAAAAAAGCCGGUUGUGGUGCGACGGACAGAUCUCGGUCCGAUGCGACGGUGUCUCGAAUGAUGCUUUGCCUCGAAGCAGUUGAGAAACCGCAUUUCUCGGUAGAAGCGAACCAAGUGAUAAAACCAGGACAGUUGGACGCUGCGUGUAAAGAUGAGAUGCUCAAGUUAAGACAGGAAAUGCUAGAUGAUUAUCGCCUCUCUCCGAACCUCAUCUCCCACUGCCAAACCACCAUUGAGCGCCACUGUGCUUCGAAAAAGCAUGGACGUGGAACAAUGCUUCAUUGUCUUGCUCACCUGAUACGAAGCUACACUUCUGAACGUCCACCGAUCGAAUGUGAGAAGGCUGUAUACGAGCUUGUUAAACUCACUAAUGUCGAAGAAAACGUCAUCCUAGACCCGGUUAUUGAUCGCGCCUGUCAUAACAUAUUGCGUGAAAAAUGCGCUGGCUUGGAAAACGCUGGUCACAGUGCCCUCUUUGAGUGUUUAUCGGAGAAUCAGUACCAUCCCAGUAUGACCAGUAGUUGCCGUAGACAUCUUCUGGAACUGCUCUACUUCGUCACGCGCGAUUUGACGUUGGACGAUCACCUGCAUCGCGCCUGCGCUGAAGACAGCCUGAAACUGUGCGGUUUUCCUAAAGCUACUCUAUCGGAGUACAACAGCGCCGAUGCUCAGUUGCUCACGUGCCUGUACAACCAUCGGCGAACUGUAGGAACGGCAAGUUCUCCCUCAACACCUGUGCUUUCUGAGGCAUGCAAUGUUCAAGUCAUGCGUAUCGUCCACAUCAGGGCCUCAGCGGUCUCAUUAGACCCCCGGGUGUUCCAAGUUUGUCUGUCGGACCUUUCACAGUGCCCGGAAGAAGAUGAUUUUGAAGAGGAGGAUGAGGAUGUGGAGGAUUCUGGGGAUUCCGACACUCGCGAGAGCACCCCGUCCAAACAUGGAGAACCCCUCAAGACACAUAGGAAAGGAAGUACUGGCCUUGCUUGCCUACAAGAACGACUCGAUAAACUACAUCCUGAGUGUCGUUCGGCCGUCGUUCAAGUCAGCGCAGAAGCACAACAAGACGCCAGUCUAGACAAAUUGAUUAUGAAAGCUUGCGCAGCAGCAGCUUCGCGAUUUUGUUCGAUUGUCACGGACUCCGAGGAACUCCUGGGUUGUCUGGUUCAUUACAAGAACGAUCCUGCCAUGGAUCCGGAGUGUCGUGAGGCUGUGGAACACUUGCAAAUUGUGGCACAAAAAAACAUGCAGAUCUCCCGGUUGCAUCACCACUGCCUGUCAGAUGCGCAAAAAUAUUGCAACAGGGAGAUGUCCCGGGGCACAGCUGCUGUGAUUGUGUGCCUCAGUGAACUUCUGACUGUCCGUGAACCACCUGAGUCGAAAGGCGCCCCUCAAGAGGUGGCCCUACCGUCUCCACAAACGUCUGUAUUAUCUCCGGCUUGCUACAAAGAACUGGUUUCUCAACUGUACGACCGUAGUGAAUCCAUCAAUUUAGAUCCUGAACUGGCCCAAGCAUGCAUUACGGAUCAAAAGCAGUUCUGUAGCAAUGUGGCCCCGGGUGCUGGUCGGGUGAUCGAAUGUCUACGGGAACACCGAGCCCAACUGUCCUUGGAAUGCCAUUCAAAGUUAUUCAAGCGUGAUGAACUAGAAGCCUUAGAAAAUCGAGCAGGCUAUACUCUGCUCAACGCUUGCCAACAAAUGAUCAACGUACAUUGCGCCCCGGUGCUGGUCAGGCUUCAAGAGUUGGGUGAUGAGUUGACUGAACAGACGGGACACAAUGCACUCGUGGAAUGUCUCACCGGGGCAAUGACACGUGAAAACACGCGGCAUGGCUUUGACCCCAUCUGUCGUAGACACCUCUGGGACAUGUUAGAUUUGCGCUCUCGAGAUUAUCGUCUGGAUCCCGUGUUGCAAAGUGUGUGUCGCUCGGAUAUCUCCAAGUUUUGCCUCGCAGAAGCACGUGCUACUUUGAAGAGCCCGUAUGAACAGAACGGUCCUGUGUUACAUUGCCUGAAGAGGCAUUUCGUCGAACAGAAACAGACCGACCAGAUGCUGAACGCAAAGUGCUAUGCACGCGUUCGUUUGUUAAUUACCUGGGAGAACGCAGCCCAUCAUCUCGACCCAGUGUUGGCUGGCACGUGUAAGACUGAUAUCUUGAAGAAUUGCCCUCACAAACUGCGAACGCGCGACAAAGAGGAUGAAGAAGAUAUGGAUGACAAUGUUCGUGAAUGCUUGCUGGAGUCGUUAAAAAAAGACAAACUGCAAUCUGCCGAAUGUAGACGUGAGGUGGUGCUGAUGAUCCGGGAGGCGCAAUCUGAUUUACAUAUUGACCCACUGUUGCAUGAGGCUUGUGCGGUUGAAAUUGAACCUGGUCGCGGUCGGCAAAUGGCUUGCCUGUUACGUGUCAUGAAUCGUCCUGAUGCUGUCGACACUCUCGGACCACUCUGCUUCAAACAGUUGAGCAAACGAAUGGAGCUGUGGAACUACGUCGCCAAAUAUCAACAACCCGACUCCUUAAGCGACUUCAUAGCCCAAGUGAAUUCAAGCCGUUCACGAAAUUACAUCCUCAUGGGACUGUUCCUAUUCUUCUCUUGUAUCUUCUUCAUAGGGUUGUGUUGUGGCCGUGUCACAAAACGGGUCCCAAUCGAUGUGAAAACCAAGUGAUAUCCCCACUACCAACACUGACGUUCUUCCUGUCCUAGUAUCGAUGAACUUCACCGGUCCACUUUGCACAUCGUCUUAUCGCGUGAUUCGUCAACGUGGCAUUUUCCAUAUUCCCACUCGUUUUAGUCGAAUUGUGGCAUUUUCCUCUUGCGAACACCAACUUUUUCUACCUGUUGUCCUGUUGUUGCAUAUUUCGUUUGUCCCUUGUCUUUUACUUCCGAUAGUCGCACCGUUCGGAUUCCCCCAUUAAAUGCAGGAACACAACUCGAGUGAUAUUUUUCAUGUUUCUAUUUUCUCCAUAUUGAAGGCGCCUUUGUUUACUCCGCACGAUCUUGUCACACGUCAUUCGGUCGCGAUGACCUGUUUGAUGUAUCAGCAUGUCCUCAGACAUGUGUGUGUGUAUCUGUGAAUAUGUGUUGUUCUCUUCACCUUUGGAAACUUCUAUUAUGAAUGCUCA
This is a messenger RNA of Opisthorchis viverrini, 3804 nucleotides long. RefSeq lists its product as hypothetical. Gene Ontology annotation, cellular component: Golgi membrane. The transcript has 13 exons. Lineage: Eukaryota; Metazoa; Platyhelminthes; Trematoda; Opisthorchiida; Opisthorchiidae. The annotation marks the transcript as partial. The record is from RefSeq and is a predicted model, not a curated record.